Messenger RNA from Ruditapes philippinarum (Manila clam), 2380 nucleotides. RefSeq lists its product as uncharacterized. The record is from RefSeq and is a predicted model, not a curated record. NCBI's taxonomy places the organism in Eukaryota, Metazoa, Mollusca, Bivalvia, Venerida, Veneridae. Gene Ontology annotation, molecular function: starch binding. Gene Ontology annotation, cellular component: membrane. Bases 210 to 2357 code for a protein of 715 amino acids. The transcript is spliced from 2 exons.
UAUUGACGUCCAUUAGCUUACGCUUAAGUAGGUUGAAAACAUAUAUUCCUUGGCGUCAAUUAAUUUUGAUAACACUAAUUAAAGCAAUACUGGGACACUAGCCUGCGCAAACAUCUUAUCCGGGUGAGAGAUGUUAAAUAUCAUUUGUUUUUCGGCAUUGGAAUGAAUACCGGGUUUCUUUACCAAAGGGAAGUUGACUUCUCGUCUAGAUGAGCAUGACGAACCACUUGUGGACGUCAGAGUGUAACAAAGUGAAUGUACGAUUCACAAGUCACCAUGAUGUAAGCAAUGAAAAUGACGUAGUUGGCGUCAUUGGAUCAUGCAAAACCCUAGGUAACUGGGAGCCAGAAAGUGCUUUAUUGUUGGAGAGACGUGGUGUUAAAGGAUGCUGGAGUUCACUGGUGAGAUUACCACUAUCCCAAUAUUUUGAAUGGAAAUUAAUUGUUAUAGAUAGGCUAACGCGUGAAAUCCAGAAUUGGGAAGAAUAUCCAAACAGGUGGCAUUGGAUUGACAGAGGUCCUGUUGAAAUAAUAGCAGGAUGGAAUAGCAAAGAAAUUACCCGAUGUAGUUCAUGUAGAUGUUUAGUUGGACUCUGUUGUUGUACAACAAUUUAUUCAAAUCUGAUGCCACCAGAAGGUUUAGUAAACGUCACAUUUAAAGUUAUUCAUAGCAUCGAUGACGUAAAUGAAACGAUAGCUCUUGUAGGAUCAUCAAAAUUUCUUGGAGACUGGGAUCCGACAUAUUCCCGGUUGUUUUCAGCGCAACAUAAUCCGGUAUUAACCAUCCAGUUACCCGUUAACACAUGUUUCCAGUGGAAGUUAGCAAUUCUUAACAGUCAACACAGAAAGGUGCUACAUUGGGAAGAAAUCAAACAUCGUUCACUCAGUGUACAAACGUGCCCUGUGGAAGUUGGCGUGACUUGGGGCAAAACCGCUGAAAUCGGCUACAGGUGUUUCUGGUUAGAUCCAGAUUGGGUUGUUGCACCAUGUCCAUGUGGUAGACGAUACUGUAAUAAUAGAGACAUCAAAGGGGAUGCACGCAAAGUAAAAGACCUUCUGGAUGUAUUUGAUAAUACGACUAAAGUAAUAAGCGAUAAUCGAAAACUCAAAUCUGCUACAAGCGUAACAUAUGUCACACAUGAAGAAACAGUUAAGACUAUGAAAGAAAACUAUGACCUUUUAUAUUCAGAAACAGAUCAGCAAGAUGGUAUUACGUCAUCUCUUUAUAGACUGGAAAUAGCUAAAGAUGGUGAUUCUCAAGAACAAAUGAAGAUGAACUUGACUGAGAAAAAUAUAAACAACAAAAUAGAGAAUUUAGGAACAGAGAAAAGCAAAGAUGAUGGUUUCCAUCAAGAAACUCCACAUUCAAACAAAAAAGCAUGCGCAAAAUAUGUUACGAUGUCAUCCAAUCAAACAAGUUCACUAUCAACUGUAAACUCUGUUGAACCAAAAAGAUUUACAUCAGAAGUGGGCACCGACACUGUUCUUUUAUCGCAGCUGGUGUCUUUACCUGAGAAAUGUUCAACCGAUUGUGAUUCAACACAAUCAAAUAAGUCUUUCUUAGAUAACACAUUGGUUGAAAGAGAUCUAACUAAGUCAGAAAAUAUGGAGGAAAUUACCGAUAUUGUAGUAUCAGACACUGAUAAUUCAUUAACAACUAUUAGUUCAAUCAAUAGCGAUUCAUCACAAGCAGAAAAUGUUUCAAUAACAAGUUGUUCAGCUGAUAGUGAAUCAUUACAGACAGACAACUUGUUAUUAAAGAACUAUGCAGAGGAUACUUAUUUGUUUCACGGAGAAAUGUUAAAUGUUGCCCAAACCAAGAACGAAGUACUGAAAACGAUCAGCUCCAACGGCGAUUCGCUUGCAAAUGAACAGCACAAGAAAAUUUCCAGUAUAUCAGUAGUUGAAAAGAAAACUGUUAAGUUAGUCAGUUUCAAUAACUUAUUAAAGGGUGAUAUAAACAUAUCAAAUGAACCUCUCAAUACUGACAAUCAUGAGACUGAAUACGUACCAGAGAGCACAACUGAGAAAUUACUUUGCAGUGAUAAUAUGACAGUGAUAACGCAACUGCAAGAUUUGUCACAACUUGACAUUGCCUUAAAAAACGAACAAAAAAGCGAAGCUGCAGAAAACAAGCAAGCGAAUGAAACAGAAAGAAACAAGUUAUUGGAGGAACCGGAUCAGAUAGAACAGUCGGGAAGCAUUCUGUCACAGCCAAUUGAACAAGUUGAAAAUAUCAUUUUGGAUUGUUCAGAAAAUGAUUCCAGUUUUGUAUCAAUGUCAUGGAUUACAGCAACAUCUGCUUUAGUUGCCGUAAUUGUCGGUUCAUGUAUUGUUGAUCGUUAUGUGCGCAAAUAAAUCAUUAAAAUGUUGAAUUUCAA